This is a messenger RNA of Penicillium pulvis, 567 nucleotides long. RefSeq lists its product as uncharacterized. Gene Ontology annotation, biological process: regulation of transcription by RNA polymerase II. Lineage: Eukaryota; Fungi; Ascomycota; Eurotiomycetes; Eurotiales; Aspergillaceae. Gene Ontology annotation, cellular component: nucleus. The transcript has a single exon. The coding region runs from base 1 to 567 and encodes 188 amino acids. The record is from RefSeq and is a predicted model, not a curated record.
AUGCCUGUGGCGUCUUUGCAACAACAAGAGGCGGGAUGGCAGACUCUUGCUCCCGGGCUCAUCUUGCCUCCCGAUAUAGCUGGUGCUGCUAUACCUUGGUCGCAAGAGUCAUAUGCCAAUGGGCAGGGGACUGACAACUCUCUCAACGCGAUGCAUCCGAUGGCAGCAAUGAACGUACCUGGAUCGAUUUACCAACGACCCCCCGCUUUCAACCCCAGUCUCAAUGCUCGGGGACAGAUGUGGAGUCAGAUUCCCGCAACGGCGAUAGAACAACAAUUACCGUUCGACCAAACAGCUUUCCUCGCUACACCGGUGGAUGAGCAGGCACAGGUCAACCAACCAACUGUCCCACAACGCGCUAAGGCCCAACUCUUGUGUGACCGACCAGGAUGCAACAAGACCUUUGGUCGCUCUAGCGAUCUUACUCGUCACAUCACGACGAAGCAUGACUUCCGCGGGGCUUACAAGUGUUCGUUUCCUGGGUGCCUGAAGAGAUUCGACAGGGCUGAUAACCGGCAGUCACACGUGAAAAAUGUUCAUAAAUCGGAUGUUCCAGCCAGGAGCUGA